This is a messenger RNA of Acipenser ruthenus (sterlet), 4389 nucleotides long. Its product is annotated as inactive tyrosine-protein kinase transmembrane receptor ROR1-like. Bases 244 to 3069 code for a protein of 941 amino acids. Gene Ontology annotation, biological process: multicellular organism development; protein phosphorylation; cell surface receptor protein tyrosine kinase signaling pathway. The transcript is spliced from 9 exons. The record is from RefSeq and is a predicted model, not a curated record. Gene Ontology annotation, cellular component: signaling receptor complex. Gene Ontology annotation, molecular function: protein binding; protein kinase activity; ATP binding. Lineage: Eukaryota; Metazoa; Chordata; Actinopteri; Acipenseriformes; Acipenseridae.
AGGGAAGGAGGAAAGCAGAACAGCUCCAACUCAAAGCAGCAGCAGCAGCAAGGAAAGUCUUUGGCUCCAAACCCCAGACGCCAGUUUUUUAGCAGCGAGCUGCCUAAAUACAUUUAUUUGAGAAGACUCUCUGGGCACACUUUAUUUGAAUUGAUUCCUUUGCAAAGUUGGAGAUCAGUAUUCGGUUAUUUACAGUGGAUGUAAAGACCACCAGCCUUGCACAGGCACGACAAAUUUAGAGGAAUGUACCAGACACGGGCAACAGGAAAACUUGAGCGGGGAUGUCAGUUCCACUUUCUGCGGGUUUUCUUGUUAUUAGGGGUCGUGCUUGGAGCGCACAUCGGAACUGGAACAGAUUUGCCAUAUGAUCCAGAUGUAAUGGCCUCUUCAUCGUGGAAUAUUUCCAGCGAAGCCGACAAAGAUUAUUACUUGACGUUAGACGAGCCGAUGAACAAUAUCACGACGUCCCUCGGGCAGACGGCGGAGCUGCACUGUAAAGUCUCCGGCAAUCCCACGCCGGCCAUCAGGUGGCUGAAGAACGAUGCUCCGGUGGUGCAGGAGCCCCGGAGGAUAUCCUUCCGAGUCACCAGCUACGGCUCCCGGCUGAGAAUCCGCAAUCUGGACACCACGGACACCGGCUACUUCCAGUGUGUCGCCAACAACGGCAAGAGCAGCGUGUCCACCACCGGGGUGCUCUUUGUCAAGUUCGGCCCGCCCCCGACAGCCAGUCCAGGAAAAUCCUCGCAGGAUGAGUAUGAAGAGGAUGGCUUCUGCCAGCCCUACAGGGGGAUCGCCUGCGCCAGGUUCAUUGGUAACCGCAGCAUCUACGUGGACUCACUGCAAAUGCAAGGGGUGAUCGAAAAUCAAAUAACAGCUGCAUUCACGAUGAUAGGCACCUCCAAUCACUUGUCAGACAGGUGCUCUCAGUUCGCCAUCCCCUCGCUCUGCAACUUCGCAUUCCCUUUCUGUGACGAGACCUCGUCCGCUCCGAAGCCCCGGGACCUGUGCAGAGACGAGUGUGAGAUCUUAGAGAACGAUCUCUGCAGGACUGAGUACAUCAUCGCCAGGUCCAAUCCCAUCAUCCUGAUGAGACUGAAACUGCCCAACUGUGAGGACCUGCCCCAGCCGGAGAGCCCCGAGGCAGCCAACUGUAUGAGAAUAGGGAUUCCCAUGGCAGAGCCCAUCAACAAAAAUCACAAGUGCUUCAACAACACUGGCGUGGAUUACCGUGGAACAGCCAGCGUGACCAAAUCAGGUCUGCAGUGCCAGCCGUGGAACUCCCAGUACCCCCACAGCCACGCAUACCUGGCAGUGCGGUACCCAGAGCUGAACGGAGGGCACUCCUACUGCAGGAACCCAGGCAACCACAAGGAGGCGCCCUGGUGCUUCACCCUGGAAGAGGCAGUCAAGAUGGAGCUAUGUGACAUCCCUGUGUGUGACUUCAAGGAGAGCAACAACAAAAUGGAAAUCCUGUAUAUUCUGGUGCCGAGUGUGGCCAUCCCCCUGGCGAUUGCUCUCCUGUUCUUCUUCAUCUGCGUCUGCCGCAACAAUCAAAAGUCGUCCACGCCUCCCGCUCAGAGUCAGCCCAAGCCUGUCCGAGGGCAGAAUGUGGAGAUGUCAAUGCUCAACGCCUAUAAGCCAAAGAGCAAAGCAAAGGAGCUGCCUCUCUCCGCAGUGCGCUUCAUGGAGGAGCUGGGUGAUUGUGCUUUCGGAAAGAUCUACAAAGGCCACCUCUACCUCCCUGGCAUGGACCACGCACAGCUGGUGGCCAUCAAGACCCUGAAAGACUACUCCAGCCCCCAGCUGUGGGGGGAGUUCCAGCAGGAGGCGUCUCUCAUGUCAGAGCUCCAUCACCACAACAUUGUGUGCCUGCUGGGGGUGGUGACUCAGGAGCAGCCCGUCUGCAUGCUCUUCGAGUUCCUGAAUCAGGGCGACCUGCACGAGUUCCUCAUCAUGCGCUCCCCACACUCGGACGUGGGCUGCAGCAGCGACGAGGAUGGGACCGUCCGAUCCAGCCUGGACCACGGAGACUUCCUGCACAUCUCCGUCCAGAUCGCAGCUGCCAUGGAGUACCUGGCCAGCCACUUCUUUGUCCACAAGGACCUGGCUGCCCGGAACAUCCUGGUUGGGGAGCAGCUCCAAGUAAAGGUGUCUGACCUUGGACUUUCCAGAGACAUCUACUCCUCGGAUUAUUUCAGGGUCCAGCCGAAUUCGCUUUUACCCAUUCGCUGGAUGCCCCUGGAAGCGAUCAUGUACGGGAAGUUCUCCACUGACUCCGACAUCUGGUCCUUUGGUGUGGUUCUGUGGGAGGUCUUCAGUUUUGGGCUGCAGCCCUAUUACGGUUUCAGUAAUCAGGAGGUGAUGGAGAUGGUCCGGAAACGACAGCUCCUGCCCUGCCCUGAUGACUGCCCUCCCAAGAUGUAUGGCUUGAUGACCGAGUGCUGGCAGGAGAACCCUUCCCGAAGGUCACGCUUCAAGGACAUCCACGCCAGACUGAGAGCUUGGGAGGGGCUUUCGAGCCACACCAGCUCCACCACGCCUUCAGGGGGCAAUGCCACGACGCAGACCACUUCCCUCAGUGCCAGCCCGGUUAGCAAUCUCAGCAACCCCAGAUACGCUAACUUCAUUUACCCGGCACAGGGGAUACAGCAGGCUCAGAUAGCAGGGUUCAUGGCAGCUCAGAUGCCCCAGAAUCAGAGGUUCAUCCCAGUGAACGGGUACCCUAUCCCACCAGGCUACGCUGCUUUCCCCACUGCACACUUCCAACCACAGGGCCCGCCCAGAGUCAUCCAGCACUGUCCGCCUCCUAAGAGCCGCUCACCCAGCAGCGCAAGCGGCUCCACCAGCACGGGUCACGUGACAAGCAUUCCUUCCACAGGAUCCAAUCAUGAUGCAAACACCCCACUGCUGUCACACUGUAUCACCAUUUCCAGUCACCCUGGGAGCGCUGUGCCAAUCUUUGGACACAUGAAUCAGAAAGUAAUGCAAAUGGACUCGACGCAAGCCUGUUUGUUAGGAGACUCGAAUAGACACGCAUACAGUGAAUCAAUAACCACUGCAGAACUGUAAAUAGGAAUUCCUUUUUUGUUGUGUACAUAUAUAUAUACACAGUAAAAAAAAAAAAGCCUGAAUGACAUGCAAAGAUUUAUAUUCAGAUAUGCUUUAUUAAAAUGGAAAGAGUGUCUUUUCGGACAUUAUCAAACAGUUCACCACAAUUGCCUUGAAACAACGUUACUUGCUGUGAAAGACCGAGACCAAAUGUUGGGGUUUUGGAGGCUAUUAAGAUGUAAAGUCAUCCCUUAGCCUUAUAAACUAUGUUUGUUUAUAUUAUAAGGAUUAUUAACAAUAUAAUAUAGAUAUUUUACAGCAAAUAAAGUUUAAUUGUUACAUUUCAUGGGAAAAGCAAAUGUUUCCUAUGAAUUAAGUGCACUUAAACAAAACUGUUCAAAAACUGUUAUCUAUAAUAAAAAGUUUUUUUUUGUUUUUUUUUAUAUAUAUCUAAUAUCUGUUAAAUGUGAUAUAUCAACUACUCAUCUCUCUCUCUCUCUCUCUCUCUCUCUCUCUCUCUCUCUCUCUCUCUUUCUGUCAUAUGUAGCCCUGUUAUGUUACUAUAACCUUUUGUGUUUACAGUUUAUGAAGAAUACAAAUUGAAAUGUGGUUCAUUAUGCUUUUCUCUUCCCAAACAGGACUGGUGUUUUAGAAUUACAGGGACAGUUUUUUUAAAUCCUGUUCAAAUACAUUUUAUAUAACUAGUUAGAUUUCAUUGUUUGUAUAUAUUUGUUGCUAUGCAACUUUCAAGAUCCAAACCCCGCUUGUACAGAAGACAAUCAUUUGUUCAACACUUCAACUGGGUACUAUACUAUGAAUCACUACACUUCAGCUGGGUACUAUACUAUGAAUCACUGAAGUGACAGCUGAAGCAACUCCAGAUCUCUUGCUGAUCUCUGGGAAAUGAUUCUAUUAUUUAUGAACUGCGUAAUUUGACAUGUGAACAUUCUUGUAUAGAAGACCAGUUGGAUAUUUGCUGUCUAAGAUGUAGGAAAAAAAAAACCAAAAGCCCAAUUUGUUUAAUUAAGUUUUUUUGUUUUUUAAACACUUCCCUACCUAGGUAUCUGCAGUUGUAUUCAGGUACCCUCUGUUUGUGUUGAUAUAUUCCUGUUAAAACCACUUUAACUAAAGACUGUGAAUCAAGUGCUGAAUAUUUUGUGCCUGUGCAAAAUGUUUUACUAGUGCUGUGCUUUGUAAGCAGUCUUUAAUAGUAGUAUCCAGAUAGAUAAUUGCGGAAGGUUUAGAACUCACCGUUAUUGUAUUGAGCAAGAUGCCUUUCUGUAUUUGUGAGAGGAUGCUGCACAAAUGUUUUGUGUGGCAAAAUAAAAAUAAGAAAACGAA